Messenger RNA from Metarhizium album ARSEF 1941, 2883 nucleotides. RefSeq names its product Bromodomain protein. The transcript has a single exon. Gene Ontology annotation, cellular component: NuA4 histone acetyltransferase complex. NCBI's taxonomy places the organism in Eukaryota, Fungi, Ascomycota, Sordariomycetes, Hypocreales, Clavicipitaceae. The record is from RefSeq and is a predicted model, not a curated record. The coding region runs from base 1 to 2883 and encodes 960 amino acids. Gene Ontology annotation, molecular function: protein binding.
AUGAAUCAUCCGACCGCAUAUACGCCCCUCGAGUCGCUCUUCCUUUUCCAGUCGCUGCUGACACACGGGGCCGACACGGGAGCGUUUGUUCGGAUUUCAGAGAUACUCAAGAACAAUGCGCUCGUCAAAAGCGACAAAUCGUUCGAUGCGGCGCGUUUAGCUCCCGAUGCGCUGCAGCAGCUGUUCCUCUUGCUGCUACGCGAGGAGGCGAAGAACGGGACCGGCUCGACGACCACAACGAAUGCCACAGCAACAACUGCGGGCUCGAGCACAACGGCAGCAGAUGCGUCGGCAUCGCCCGCGCCGCGGAAGAGGAAACUGGGCAGUCCACCAUUGCCGGCUCUCAGGGAAGCUUAUGAGCACAUUGAAAGGGUUCCAGCGUUGGUGGAUCGACUAUAUGCCAGAUACCGGGAUACCAUCGUGAAGGAAAUCAGGGAAGACGAGGAGAAGUUUGCAACGGUCCAGAAGCAUAUCCAAUGUCUCGAGAAGAACGAGAACGAGAGAUUGGCAAAGGCGGCAGCGAGUCAGAAUGCCGCAUCGACGCUAGCUCCUCGAGAUGGACGUCCGAAUCCUGGUCAAUCUCCAACUCCUGCCCCUGGGCAAGCCGGCGUUAUCAAAAGACCCAUGUCUACGACACCAGUUUAUCCGCCAAGACCGCCUUCAACUUCGACUGUGCAGCCGUCAGUCGCAGCGCCCAGUCACUUGCAGACGGGCACAACCCCAGUCCGGCCGCCGCAGCCUUCGCCAAAACCUCCAAGUACCACGGCAUCUGGACUACAGGCGCCGGCCGGAAUGCCCCAGCCUGGGUCCAGAGUUCCGCAGCCGCCUGGCCAGCCUCCGAAGCCGGCACUAUCGCCUCGUCCAGACGCUGCUGCUGCUGCUGCUGCUCUCAAGCCGAAGGAGGCCACACCGUCGGCCGCGGGGCAAGCAGCAGCCACGGGAACUUUGAAGUGGGAGAAGCCGUAUCAACCUCCAGCACCGCAAACUCCGCAAACACUACAAACGUCUGGAACAGCGGCACAGGCCCAGCCUACGGCUCCCAUCAAUGCUACAUCUGGAGCCUCGAGGGAACCGCAGCAGCAGCGGACUCCACAACAGCAAGGACAGUUUGCUGGUCCAUUGCCAACUCCGGCUGUGGCUGCCCAGGGCCGACCUAUCCCAGGGAAACAAGUUCUCGUAGCGCCCCAGACUAUCGGGCAACUCUCUACGCCAGUGCAACCAGCUCGGCCUCGACCUGGCGGGGUUCCGGCUGUGCAAAGUCAACCGCAACAACAACAGCAGCAGCAGCAGCAGCAUAAUCCUCGACCGAUCUCGACAACGCCUGUUAUUCCACCUAGCCGACCUUUCCCCCCUCAACCGGCACAACAGACACCGAGACCAAUUGCAGCAGCAUCACCAACACCACAAAAGGGUGUCACUGUGCCCACCAUAGCCCCUCAAAAAUGGACGCCGGCCCAAGCUGCACAGCAGCAACGAACACGACGGCCAUCACCCUCCGCCUCUCCGGGCCCCUUGGCGCAGAAGGACAAGGGGAAUACUACUCCUUAUAAUACGCAACCGCCACCACCACGGCCAGCCAUUCCAGAACAUAUUAUCCGACAAGCGGCUGCAGCACAAGCGGCGGCUGCGGCUGCGACGCCAAACGCCAAGAAGAUCAGCCCCGUCACGGCUGCUCCAAGUACGCCCGGUGCCACAACUCCGAUGGCCGCGCUCACCCGCGGAUUCGGAACCAAAUGGGCGUCUCAUUCUACUCCUUCUACGCCACGACCUAUCACAGCUGAACCGGAGAGCCCGGCAUAUGAGCCAGUUAGCCCGCCACCUCGUGAUACGUCAAUACUGUCUGAUACGCCAAGGUCUAGUUCAAAGAGAGACUUACCCAAGGGCGGCUUGAAGACGGGUGUGGCCAGACCCAGAGGCCGACCGCCCAGAAGCUCGCACGGAGGGCGUGGAAUGAGCACUACCCCAUCAAUCAGUGGGACUAGGAGAAGCCAGUCUGUUGCUUCCCAAGCCGAUGAGCUUGCCAUGGAUCAUCCCAUCAGUUCCACACGGAUCAAGCGCGAAAUUCUCACUCCGCGGCACAUUGAGGAAACAGGCGAUACCACGGCAGAUGAGAGUGUAUAUGGUCGAACAAAUAUGGCAACUCCCGGCAGUGCCUCGUCAAGACUCGCUAAACGGAAAAGACAAGAGUCACCACCACAUGUACCUACUGCACCUCCCACACAAGUCUUGUGGACUCGCGGUUUCACCAAGGUGUCCUCGUCGGCUCUCGACCAGAUCUCAAGCCACCGCGAUGCCAACAUGUUUGCCACGGGUGUCCGCGAGAGAGACGCCCCAAACUACCGGCAAAUUGUACUGCAGCCCCAAGACAUCACGUCAGUACGGGCUGCCAUCAAGCAAGGGAACAAGGCCGCCAUACAAGCAGCAGGCAGUCUCCCGGGCGGCGACCCUGGAACGGCAAGUGUUCUCCUUCCCAUAUCCGAAGACCUCGUCCCUCCCAAGGGCAUUGUCAACUCUGCCCAACUCGAACGGGAGCUGGUCCACAUGUUCUGCAACGCCAUCAUGUACAACCCCGAUCCUGACCGAGGGCCCGGCCCUGCAUUCCUGAAACGUUCCCGGGACGAGGAGGAGGAAGUUGUAGGCUACCACCUUGACGAGAACGGCGUGGUCAAGAAUACGCGCAGCAUGUUUGUGGAAGUCGAGAAACUGCUUGGCGAUCUUCGCAGCGCAGAGAAGGACCGCGGUGCACCACCGCCCUCUGCCACACGUCCAGCCAGUGUCGCGACGCCCGCAGACGACACUGCCGAAGACGAGGACGAACUGGCGGGGGAUGGGAUCACGGCGGCCAGCGCCGUGAAAAGAAGACGGACCACGACGAGGAACUAG